Molecule: messenger RNA, 207 nt
Organism: Prunus armeniaca (apricot)
Lineage: Eukaryota; Viridiplantae; Streptophyta; Magnoliopsida; Rosales; Rosaceae
Source: the annotation of a GenBank genome assembly
AUGUUAGCCCCGGCCACGGGUCAUGACAAAGAGCAGUGGCUUCGACUGUUGGACCGUGAGGUCGGGCUCGGGCUCACACCUCAAAAUGCUUUCGGUGUUGUCCCUUGGGAAUGGCUCAGACUCUUGGCGAAUUGGAUAGUUAGGGUGGCCUUGAUCCUCGUGAUUACGCUUCCGGACACGGUUGUUCGGAAAGCUUCGGAUGAAUGA